AUGACAAUGUACAGACAAUUAGUAGGAAGUCUAAUCUAUCUCACGCUAACCCGACCAGAUAUUACCUAUGCAGUUAGUGUGAUUAGUCGGUUCAUGCAGAAACCGAAGAAACCUCACUUGGAAGCUAUAAAGAGAAUAUUGAGGUAUGUCAAGGGAAGUAUUGAUUAUGGUAUCCUUUACCAUAAUGAUAGAAAUUUUGAAGUUGCUGGAUAUUGUGAUGCUGAUUAUGCUGGAGAUCUUGAUACACGUCGAUCAACUACUGGUUAUGUGUUCAACCUGGGUUCCGGAGCAGUUUCAUGGUGUAGUAAGAGACAACCAACAGUGUCAUUGUCAAGUGCGGAAGCAGAGUACUGAGCAUCAGC
Molecule: messenger RNA, 362 nt
Organism: Amaranthus tricolor (Joseph's coat)
Lineage: Eukaryota; Viridiplantae; Streptophyta; Magnoliopsida; Caryophyllales; Amaranthaceae
Exons: 1
Coding region: 1-354 (117 amino acids)
Source: RefSeq, a predicted model, not a curated record